Messenger RNA from Solanum stenotomum, 881 nucleotides. RefSeq names its product zinc finger protein 5-like. The record is from RefSeq and is a predicted model, not a curated record. The transcript has a single exon. Gene Ontology annotation, biological process: cytokinin-activated signaling pathway; trichome morphogenesis; gibberellic acid mediated signaling pathway. Gene Ontology annotation, molecular function: transcription cis-regulatory region binding; DNA-binding transcription factor activity. NCBI's taxonomy places the organism in Eukaryota, Viridiplantae, Streptophyta, Magnoliopsida, Solanales, Solanaceae. Bases 110 to 844 code for a protein of 244 amino acids. Gene Ontology annotation, cellular component: nucleus.
AGAGUAUGCAAAACACAAAUUAGUCCAUCAUAAGUCACACACAAAAACAUCAUCCUUCUUUUAUUAUUCCCUCUUUCAAAUUCAUUUCAUUUUCUCAAGAAAAAUUAACAUGGCUAAAGAUGUUGUUUCUAGUACUUUUCAAUCUCCAUCAUCCAAUAUAAAUGGAGAAAAUUAUCAUGAAUCCUCUUCUAAAUCAUGUAUAGAAAACAACAACAAGAAGCUUAAAAUAUUUGGUUUUGAGCUUAUUGAUGAUCCAAAAAAAUCUCCAAAAAUAGUCCAAAAUAAUUCAUCAAAAGAAGAUCAAGAAAGUGUAAAUUCAUCAUCAGCUUCCACAGUUUCAUCAGGAAAUAUUCAUCAUCAAGAAAAAAUAUUAUCAAAUCAUGAAGAAAUAAUGAAGAAAUUUGAGUGUCAAUAUUGUUUAAAACAAUUUGCAAAUUCUCAAGCUUUGGGAGGUCAUCAAAAUGCUCAUAAAAAGGAAAGAAUGAGGAAAAAAAGACUACAACUUCAAGCAAGAAAAGCAAGCUUAAGUUGCUAUCUUCAACCAUUUCAUCAUCAAAAUUAUAACAACAAUAAUAUUAUUAAUUAUCAAUUUUAUGAUCCUCAAUUUAAUGUUUAUGAAGAAUCCCAAAUUAGUUUCAACCCUAAUUAUGAUUAUCAAGUCUCAUCAGAAGAAGGAGGAGCAAAGUGGCCAUUUCAUCAAGAUUCUAACAAUUAUACAUUUACUCUUACACAUGGAGGAAAUAAUUAUAUGAAGCCUCCAUCAACUAUUUUGGAUAAUUCUUCAUCUACUAAACAAAAAAGUUCAUGUAAACCUUUGGAUCUUCAAUUGGGAUUAAGCUUGUAAUAUUAUUAUAUUAGUGAAAGAAAAGAUAGAAUUCAUU